Messenger RNA from Paramecium sonneborni, 308 nucleotides. The record is from the annotation of a GenBank genome assembly. NCBI's taxonomy places the organism in Eukaryota, Ciliophora, Oligohymenophorea, Peniculida, Parameciidae.
AUGGCAUAUAUUAGAUUCAAUAUAGUUAAUUUUUCCGUUUAUUUCAAAGGGAUUAUGGAUGGCUUCAAUAAAAAGAAAGGUAGAUUAAUUUUAAAUGUAAAAACAUAUGGUGAGGAUUAAUUUUGAAUGAUGAAUUAUUUAAGUUAGAUCUGAAAUAUGAGGAUGGAGGAAUAUUUUAUGUCAAUUUUAGAAAUGGAUAUAAAGGUAAACUUAAAUUUAUUAUAUCUGAAUUCAUUGAUUUAAUAUUAAGUUUUAUAUGCGAAGGAAGUGAAAAUUUGAAAAGGAUAAUUUAGAAAUAAAUCAAAUGA